Acanthosepion pharaonis is the source of this 2178-nucleotide messenger RNA. The record is from the annotation of a GenBank genome assembly. Lineage: Eukaryota; Metazoa; Mollusca; Cephalopoda; Sepiida; Sepiidae.
AUGCAGCCAUCUUUGACUCCCUUCCCAACUCUCUCGUUUUCUACUGUUUUACAUUUCCCCCCUCUCCUUACUACCUUUAUUCUCUCUACCUUUCUCAUUCACUCUCUCUUGAGUAUUACCGUUUCUUUCAUCCCUUUUUCUGUUUUCUUUUUUUUUCUCUUACAUUUCCUGUUCUUUCAUAUAGUCUGUAUAUCUCGAAUUUUUUCUCUGAUUGAUUGCAUUCUACUGGUUUUUUUUUUUUAUAUAUUUCUCUAUUUAUUCACUUACCCACUUCAAUUAUUUCUUCUCUUUUUUUAUCCCUUUCUCCUUUCCUCUUUUUGUCUUUGUAUUUUGCUUUUUCUACACUUGCUCUUCUGUUAUCAAAUUUUUAUUGAUACUUGCAUUCUCUCUUUCUCAUUCACACAUCAGUUUUUCCAUCUCCAUAUACACAUACUCUCUUUUCAACUUUCAUUUCUCUUGUUCACUCACUGUUUUGUCAUCCACCUCUUUCUUUAUAUUUGUUUAUGUCCUCUUCUCAUCUAUCUUUACGUAGGGCUUCUGGUCUCUCUCUUUUUCUGUCUCUCCACAUUUGAACUAUUUUCAACAAUCAAAUCUAAUCUCACUUUCUCUCUCGUUCUUUCGUUUUCUCUCUCUCUCUCGUUUUUUCGUUUUCUCUCUCUCUCUCGUUUUUUCGUUUUCUCUCUCUCUCUCGUUUUUUCGUUUUCUCUCUCUCUCUCGUUCUUUCGUUUUCUCUCUCUCUCGUUCUUUCGUUUUUCUCUCUCGUUCUUUCGUUUUCUCUCUCGUUCUUUCGUUUUUUCUCUCUCUCGUUCUUUCGUUUUUCUCUCUCGUUCUUUCGUUUUCUCUCUCGUUCUUUCGUUUUCUCUCUCGUUCUUUCGUUUUCUCUCUCUCGUUCUUUCUGUUUUUCUCUCUCUCGUUCUUUCUGUUUUCUCUCUCUCGUUCUUUCAUUUUCUCUCUCUCGUUCUUUUCGUUUUCUCUCUCUCAUUCUUUCUUUUUUCUCUCUCUCAUUCUUUCAUUUUCUCUCUCAUUCUUUUCGUUUUCUCUCUCUCAUUCUUUCGUUUUUCUCUCUCGUUCUUUGUUUUUCUCUCUCGUUCUUUCGUUUUUCUCUCUCGUUCUUUCGUUUUCUCUCUCUCGUUCUUUCGUUUUCUCUCUCUCUCUCGUUCUUUCGUUUUCUCUCUCUCGUUCUUUCGUUUUCUCUCUCUCGUUCUUUCGUUUUCUCUCUCUCGUUCUUUCGUUUUCUCUCUCUCGUUCUUUCGUUUUCUCUCUCUCGUUCUUUCGUUUUCUCUCUCUCGUUCUUUCGUUUUCUCUCUACUACAACCUGCCGCAGCCUUUGUAGCGCAACACUUUUUCAGUGCACUUGCACCCAUACCAGUUUCGGCAAAAGAAACCUGUCUCUCCUCUCUAGUUUCCCUACCCCACCACCUACGUUGCAUUUUUUUAUCUCUCUUUUCUCCCUCUCCUGUCGACCUCUCUUUCAUUUUUGUCUGUCUCUCUCUCUCCUGUCGACCUCUCUCUCCUGUCGACCUCUCUCUCCUGUCGACCUCUCUCUCCUGUCGACCUCUCUCUCCUGUCGACCUCUCUCUCCUGUCGACCUCUCUCUCCUGUCUCCCUCUCUCUCCUGUCGACCUCUCUCUCCUGUCUCCCUCUCCUGUCCGACCUCUCUGUCUCCCUCUCCUGUCCGACCUCUCUGUCUCCCUCUCCUGUCCGACCUCUCUGUCUCCCUCUCCUGUCCGACCUCUCUGUCUCCCUCUCCUGUCCGACCUCUCUGUUCGACUUUCUCUCUUUCUUCUGUCUUUUCCUGUCGACCGAUCUUUUUUUGUCUGUUUUUCUUGUUUUUUUUUCUGCUUUGUUUGGUUUUUGUUUUUUGUUUGUUUUUAUGUUUUUUCUGUUGUUUUUUCGUUUCUUUUUUGUUUUUGUUUUUUUUUUGUUUUUUCGUUUCUUUUUUGUUUUUUGUUUGUUUUUUCGUUUUGUUUUUGUUUGUUUUUUCGUUUUGUUUUUUCGUUUUGUUUUUGUUUGUUUUUUCGUUUUGUUUUUGUUUGUUUUUUCGUUUUGUUUUUGUUUGUUUUUUCGUUUUGUUUUUGCUUCUCUCUGGUCGAUCUCUGUUAUUUUUUCUCUCUCUCGUUUCAAAAUUCCUUCGUUCUUCUACUUUUCAGUUUCCCUUUUUCAUUCUUUCUAUCCUGA